Parastagonospora nodorum SN15 is the source of this 882-nucleotide messenger RNA. RefSeq lists its product as hypothetical. The transcript is spliced from 2 exons. Lineage: Eukaryota; Fungi; Ascomycota; Dothideomycetes; Pleosporales; Phaeosphaeriaceae. The record is from RefSeq and is a predicted model, not a curated record. Bases 1 to 882 code for a protein of 293 amino acids.
AUGUUCCAGAUAAUGAUGGCGAAGCAACCAGGCUACCAGAACUCAGGCUACAAACUUUUUGAUGCUGGUUUCAUGUCAGUUGGCCAAAUGCACAGAGGUCGCUUGAGCGAGUGGCCGGAAGAUGAUCGUACAGCUGCUUUUGCCGCCUUCCAGAAAGGCUGGGAGAAUUUACAAAACGAGGUGGCGGAUGCGCAAAAGAAUGGUAAACAAGCGUUUAUCAAGGAACACGCCCUCUUCCUCUUGGCUGCAGACAAGUUCUUCGCAUUUGAAUUCCCCAACGACGAUGUCAAAGCUCCUGUACUCCAAGAACGCGAUGGACCCAAAUCAGCACACACCAAUCCUACAAGUCUGCCAGAUCGCUUCCUGCUUUCCAUGCAACCUAUCUUCCAGAUCCGCCAUCCAGCGCUGAUGUUUCCCUCCAUGGUUCGAGCUCAGGCCAGCAUUAUGAGCGAUACGUCUACUCGCCACCCUAGGGUUUACAGUACACUGACCCUCCGCCAUUCCCGAGCAUUGUUCGACUGGUAUCUCAAGAACGCCAGCAGUGAGCGGAAGCCAAGGGUCAUCGAUGCAGACGACAUCAUGAGCCAUCCUUCAGCUGUCCGUCAACUCUGUACUCAAACCGGUCUUGAUCCCGAUGCAGUUCAGUAUGAAUGGGACGAAGUGCACGAGGAAGACCCCCUCAUGGCGCGGUUCAAGUCGACGAUAAAUGCUUCUAAAGGUAUUAUCAAGGGCAUGGAUGCUCGCAGUCUUGACAUUGAGGCUGAGAAGACCAAAUGGACAGCUGAGUGGGGCGAGGAAGAGGCUGAGAAUCUGGCGAAGUAUGUGAAGGAUGCGAUGUCUGAUUACAACUACUUGCUAACCCAUCGUACUCGGGGGGAGUAA